AUGUCAGCUGCUAUCCAGUCUACCAAAGCCCCUUUCCCAAUGCCUUCCGCCGAUCGUCCAGUCCAAGCCAAUUUCGUCGAGUACCCAGGCGUCAACUGUGUCAAAAGGGUCGGUACUAUUGAUGAUACCGAAAACGCUGAGAAUAUGAGAGCAGUCUUAGCAAGACUUGUGAAAAUCACAAAUAAGGUUAGGAUGGAACCUGGUGCUCAAUUAGUCGACGUCACUCUCACUUGUCCCGAGAAGACAACUCACCAUCAAUACUGGGAAAUUCCGGAGAAGUCAAGAACCGGUGCUAAGCCCUAUUCUAAAGCCAAUAGAUCCAGAUAUGCCUCCAAUCCAGCCGUCACCCAGUACUCUGCUCCCCCGCCCUCUGUUAGAUAUGCUCCUAAACCAGUGGCCACAGUACAGUACUCUGCUCCACCACCACCAAUAAUCUUCACUGCUCCGCCAUCCCAAUACUCUGUUCCACCACCACCGCUUUCAACAUGCAACUUUGUUCAAAGUCAGAAGCCUCCCACCAGAACUAGAUGUCCACUAGCCAUCGUUCCACCACCAGUGACCGACACGUCAUCGACCUUCCUGACACCACCGACAUCUGGACCGUCUUCCCCAACUCCAGUACCUCCUUCUCCAUCUGAUACCAAAGAGCAGCCACUAUUCGUCUUCAACAUUGGAGUUGCGAAUGCUCCGAGAGCUGGAUCUCGUGUGAAGAUUUCGGAUUCAGAUGAGGGAUUCAUCGUAUGCGAGGACAAGGAUUUCCAGCCGAAGAAGACUAAGAUUUUCACGUCAGAGGAGCUCCAGAAGCAAUCGAUUCUUGUGGAGGAGUGGAAGAAGAAGAUUCAGGAAGCGCUAUAA
Caenorhabditis remanei is the source of this 855-nucleotide messenger RNA. RefSeq lists its product as uncharacterized. NCBI's taxonomy places the organism in Eukaryota, Metazoa, Nematoda, Chromadorea, Rhabditida, Rhabditidae. The transcript has a single exon. The record is from RefSeq and is a predicted model, not a curated record. Bases 1 to 855 code for a protein of 284 amino acids.